Molecule: messenger RNA, 2055 nt
Organism: Rotaria sp. Silwood2
Lineage: Eukaryota; Metazoa; Rotifera; Eurotatoria; Philodinida; Philodinidae
Source: the annotation of a GenBank genome assembly
AUGCCGCUUUUAAAAUGGUUUAAACGACAUGUUAAAAAAAUCAGAUCAAACCAUACAACAGAAGAUUUGGAUGAUGAUAAUGAUGAUGAGAGACAACGAGAAGAAGAAGAAACAAUAACAACAGGUUAUGAUAGCGAAGACGUGACUUAUCAGGAUGGAACAAAAUUAGUUUAUUUUGCAUCAGCAACACCAAGUCAAAAUGUGAUCGAUAUUAUCAGUGUAUUGCAUAAAGAUGUUCAAGUAAAACAUAUAAAAUCUACAACAAAUAAAGUAUUUUUAAUAAUUGAUGAUGCACCAUCAACAACUCUCAUUGAAGCAAUUGAAUCACUAAUUCAGAUUGAUUCUGUAUUUGUUUAUUCUCCAUCAUCGUAUGCCCUUACUACAAUCAGUCAAAAACAACAUAAUUAUAUACUUAAUUGGUGUGAAAAUGAAACUACACUUCGAGAUUCAAUAAACAAAUCUCAUGAAGAACUUGCUAAACAAACAGCUGUAUUUAGUAUGUUCAAUAAAAAAGAAAAAGCAAUAUAUGAUCUUUCAAAAGAACAGGGUUCAUUUUUAUUUUUUCAAUUAACUAAACAUAUCUUAAAAAAUAUACCAAAAACAUAUGAAGCGAAAAAAACAAUGAUAACAAUAUGUCGAAACUAUUAUCGGGGAAAUUUUACUGAAUUAGCAAAUAUCGAUGAAUUUGAUCGGACAUAUAAAUCAUAUGAUGCUAUACUAUGGUACAUGAAAGAAACAUUUGUUUACCGAUUUAUUAAUAAAACUCUUCGAAAGCAAGAUGUUGAUCUGAUGUAUCAAAUUCGUUUUUAUAUUAUGGAUUUAAGUGAACAACUUGAAUUAAAAUUUAAAGAACUUAAAGAAAAACAAAAAGAUGUUUUAAAACUUUAUCGUGGUGCAAAAUUAAGUCAAGACGAAGUGGCUAAUUAUCAAAAUAGUAUUGGAAAUUCAAUAUCAAAUAGUAGUUAUUUAUCAACAAGUAGUGAACGUUCAGUUGCUUAUGGUUUUGCAACAAAAUCUGCUAAAUCAGAAGGUUUUGUUCGCGCUUUAUUCGAAUAUUUAGUGGAUUUAAAUGUUGUUCAUGAAAUUGUUGUCGCUGAUGUUCGAGAAUAUUCAGCAUUUCCUGAAGAAGCCGAAUGUAUCGUCGAUUUCGGAGCAUUAUUUCAAAUCGAUUCAUGUGAAUACAAUGUUGCAGAAGAUCUAUGGCAUAUUAAACUUCAUGCAACCGAUAAAGAUACUGAAUAUGUCGAAUAUCAAAAAAAGAAGAUGUCUGAAUCAAAUACAAAGUUCAUCUUCGGUAAUUUACUUCUUGAAAUGGGAGAAUAUGCUAAAGCUGAACACUAUUUUGAUACAAUUCUUAAUUCUUCAAAUCCAAAUGAUGAAGAAAUUUCUUGUAUAUAUUUUAAUCUUGGUCGUACACAUCGAUUAAGAGGUGAUUUUAAUCGUGCAAUAUGCUGUUAUAAUCGUGCAUAUGAAUUACAUAUAAAUAGUCGACCAAAACGUUUAGCCAGUGCUGGGAAAGCUGUAAAUGGUCUUGGAGUUGUUUAUAGUGAACUGAGACGACAAAUAAAAGCUGAAGAAUGUUUUCUGCGGGCUAUGGAAUUAUACAAAAAAAGUAUUCCAAGAAAACAUGUUGACGUUGCUGGAACGUUAAUUAAUUUAGGUACUAUUGAUUGUGAUCGACAAAAUUUUGAACAAGCAUUGAGUAAAUAUCAAGAAGCAAUGAAAAUUUAUGAUAUUUGUCUUUCACCAAGUCAUCCAAAUCGAGCAUUACAAAGAGUUAAUUUAGGUAAUGUUCAUUUAGCAACUGGAAAUUAUGAAACUGCUCUUCAAGAAUAUGAAUUGGCAUUAAAAUUACAAGAAGCAUUCUUACCACCUGAUCAUGCAGAUAAAGCUCGAACAUUACAUAAUUUAGCGAUUGUUCAUGCAUCUCAAGGAAAUAAGGAUGAAGCAAAAAAAUAUUUAGAACGUGCAAAAGAAAUAGCCGGUCAAACAUUAUCUUUGAAACAUCCAGGUAUAGCAUCAUUUGAUAAAACAAAAGAUAUUCUCGUCGACUAA